Rubroshorea leprosula is the source of this 546-nucleotide messenger RNA. The record is from the annotation of a GenBank genome assembly. NCBI's taxonomy places the organism in Eukaryota, Viridiplantae, Streptophyta, Magnoliopsida, Malvales, Dipterocarpaceae.
CCGAUUCUGCUCUUCUUCUUCCCGCUGCAGCCGAACAAAGCCCCCAAGCUGCCGGCGACUUCCUCCCUUGAAAAACCGGUAAAGCUUGAUGAUUUUCCCUUAUUUUCUUGUCCAAGAACCUGAUUUAGAACCCAGAAAUCUUCCCCCCCUGCUGGAAAAGCCGGAUCUGCCCUGCUCUGCUUUGUCCUUCCGCCGGCUGCUCUUGAUUGUGGGUGAUUUCUGGGCAUUUUUUUCGCUUGCCGCCGGCUUCUUCCCCCUGCUAGGUCCGGUUCUUGCUGGAAAAUUCUGGUUCCAGAUCGUUCUGUCAGUUAGUGCGUGAAUUGAGUGCUCGGUUUUAUGCGAGUGAGGAUGUGAAAUCGAGGACGGGGAAACCACGGGAAGUGACGAGUUAGAAGGCUAGCCAUAUUGUAAUUGGAUAUAGAUUUUCAAAAUAAAUCAUGAUCUUGUAAGCUAGAGUGUAUUUGGAGAUUUAUGAUCGGAGAAAUCUUAUAAUUUGAUCUUCAGAUUUUGAUGGUAUCAGAUUGUGGUGUGAUAAGUUUCGAGCCU